ACUUCUCUUUGUCUCAAAUGAGUUAUUCCAUUCUUCCUCAUUAAACACAACUUUUGAGUUGAGUUGGAAAUGAGUUCUUAUUUCAGUUCUUGUUUCAACUUUUAAGUGACAAAAGUCAGUUGAAAAUGAUUUCUUAUUUCAAAUUCUUUUAACAAACACAAUCUGUGGAGUUGAGUUGAGAAUGAGUUUCAAAUUUCUAUGUCAAAACCAAGUUAAACUGAAAUCAGACAGGGCAAAAAACACAUCGAAUCAAAUCGAAAUCGAACAUAUCACGGCAGAACACACGUAAAUUCACACCAAAGAAAUCCCAAAAAAAACGAGACGCUGUAUAAUGCGCACACAGCUCUGAAUCUUUGUAACAUUAGCCUGGGGAUGAGAGUAUGAGACGCUUUAGAUUAUUUUCAAAUGUUGGAGAAGUUGAGUACUGUUUGUGUGCCUUUAGGCCAGCUUCUCAGAUAGAUAAUCAAGUUCGCUUUGUUUACACUUCACGGCUCUAUAAUUUGAACAAAAAGAUCACAUUUUUAGUUAUAAAUAGUCGAUUAGAGGAUGCAAGAGCAUUGUUUGAUAGUACAACUGAUAAGAAUAAUGUGACGUGGAAUUCGAUGUUAAGUGGGUAUGUGCGGGGAAGAGAGAUUGUGAAAGCGCGGAAGCUGUUCGAUGAAAUGCCUCACAGAGACUUGGUUUCGUGGAAUAUUAUGAUAUCGGGGUAUAUAUCUUGUGGGAGGAGGUAUUUGGAGGAGAGUAGGUUGUUGUUUGAUGUGAUGCCUGAGAGGGAUUCUGUUACUUGGAAUACGAUGAUUAGUGGGUACGCGAGAAAUAGGAAACUGGAUGAGGCUUUUAGUCUUUUUAAUAAGAUGCCUGAGCGGAAUGCUGUGUCGUGGAAUGCUAUGAUUACUGCAUUUUUGCAGAAUGGGGAUGUUAGAAGAGCUGUUGAUAUGUUUAAGAAGAUGCCUGAGAGGGACGGAGCGUCUGUUAGUGCACUUAUAUCAGGUCUGAUAAAAAAUGGAGAAUUAGAUGAAGCUUUUAAAAUAUUGCUUGAUUUACGGCUUGAAGGUGAUAAUGAUAUUGAUUUAGUUCAUGCUUAUAAUACUUUGAUUGCUGGGUGUGGUCUGGAAGGAAGGGUAGAUGACGCUCGAGCUCUUUUUGACCAAAUGCUUACGGGAGAUGGUGAGAGGCUAAGAAAAAAUUUGGUUUCAUGGAAUACUAUGAUCAUGUGUUAUGUGAAAGCUGGACUCGUCGUCCCUGCUAGAGAUCUAUUUGAUCGGAUGCUGGAGAGAGAUGAUUUUUCAUGGAACACAAUGAUAAGUGGCUAUACUAGCAAGUCUGAUAUGCAGGGAGCUUUGAAUUUGUUUAGUAGAAUGCCAAACCGUGACAUGCUAUCGUGGAAUUUAAUGAUCUCUGGAUAUGCCCAGAUGGGUAACCUGAAACUCGCUCAUGAUUUCUUUUCGAAAAUGCCCCAGAAAAAUCUGGUAUCGUGGAAUUCUAUUAUAUCAGGGUCUGAGAGAAAUCGGGAUUAUGAAGGAGCAAUUAAGCUUUUUACUCAAAUGCAAUUGACUGGUAUGAAACCCGAUCGACAUACAAUGUCUUCACUUUUGAGUGUCUGUGCUGAGUUGGUGGCUCCACGUUUGGGUAUGCAGAUUCACCAGCAGGUCAUAAAGGUUUUCAUUCCUGAUGUGCCUUUAUAUAAUUCCAUUAUUACUAUGUAUGCCAGAUGUGGAGCGAUACUUGAGGCAAGGGUCAUAUUUGAUGAGAUGAAAGUGAAAGAAGUGAUUACGUGGAAUGCUAUGAUUGGGGCAUAUGCAUCUCAUGGAUUUGCAGAAGAGGCUUUGGAAGUUUUUGGUGCAAUGAGGAAAGUGAGAGUGCAGCCAACUUAUAUAACCUUUAUUUCAGUGCUGAAUGCUUGUGCUCAUGUCGGCUUAGUUGAUCAAGCCAAGAAACAUUUCCAGGCGAUGGUUAAUGAAUUUGGCAUUCAACCAAGGGUAGAACACUUUGCUGCCUUGGUAGAUGUUGUGGGUCGUCAUGGGCAAAUUGAAGAGGCUAUGGAUAUAAUUAGUAGAAUGCCAGUUGAACCUGAUAAAGCUGUGUGGGGUGCAUUGUUAGGUGCAUGUAGGGUACAUAACAGUGUAAAGCUAGCUCGAGUUGCAGCAGAAGCAUUAAUGAGGCUUGAACCAGAGAGCUCUGCCCCAUAUUUAAUGCUGUACAACAUGUAUGUUGAAAGUGAUCAAUGGGAUGAUGCGAAUGAAGUUAGAACUCUGAUGGAGAGUAAUUGCAUUCAGAAAGAACCCGCAUAUAGCAUGGUGAAGUCGAUUUACUGACACCUUUUGUUCAACAAUUUUGGCUUGCUACACACUAAUGAUCAGCAGCAAUGAUUACAGAUCAGUUCUUGGUUUUAGUUUCAGUUGAUUAUACCUGGUGGACUCACGUCAUUACCCUAUUUUUUCUAAUUUCUCGCUCAAAAUUUGAAGGUUUCUCAAUCCUUGGAAACUACAUAAUAAUGUUUUCCAGCAUUUUGGUACUGUGAUGUUUGUUGCGCUAAUGAUUCAGUCAAGCCUUUUGUAUCUAUCUUUGUGAAACCCAUUAUGAGUUACCAAAAGUCGGAAAUAGCAUAUAAAAGAGUUUUGAGGGUAUGCCUAAUGGAUCUUCUUGGGACAGAUGGUAAGAAAAAAGCAAGUUCCUAUAAUAGGAAGAAAGGGGAAUGGAAUACCUAGUCUUGAAUCUUUUAAGGGAAAACAAGUAAAAUCCAUAUCAUAGCAUUGUGUUCCUGCUAAUCCAGGUAUAUUCAACUACCUACUUCAAAGGUGAGGGCCGGAGUGCUAUAAUAGCUCUGGAUAUAAAAAUGAUUCCAGGUCCAGGUCUAUGUUUCACGUCAAGUCACACCUGAAGAGGAGAUGCCAAUUGCACGGAAGGAGCUGAUGAGGACCGUGGCUGUGUAAGAAGUGGAUGAAAUAACUUGCAAUACCAGGUGGUAGUCUUCUGUUACACUCAUUCACUGAUAUAUUGAUGCACUUAAAAGCUGUGUAGCAUGGGACUACGACUGCAGCUGUUAUUUUGAGUUGAUUGAUGAUGUGGAUGUGUGUAUGCACUUGCAAGUUUUUUUUUACUUCACAGCAUAAAAUUUGCAGGCCGUAACCCAGGAGGUAGCGAAAGAGGAUGCUUUAGUUGAUCAUGUAAGAAUAAAACUGCGUAUGGAAGCCAGAGUGCCAGAGAGUGACAGGACAUAGAAGGUUACAAAGAGAAUUAAAGGACAGAUAAUGACACAUCUUUUGUGCUGUUACUAUGCUGCCUGUCCUGCUCAAAAGUGGGGAUAUAAAGAGUUACAGCAGGCUGCUGCCGUCCUGCCACCAAAAUGCCAUAUUAUCAAUGAGGCAGGCUCUUGGUUGGAGAUGGCUUUCCAGUUCUUAAACAAGCACCAUGAACAACCGAUCGAAACAAGCACCUUCCAUCUCCAGCCAGAUUUUACCCAGAGGACUACAGCAGAAGAUGUUAUUUAACACUUGGAGGCUAAUACAGACAUCGCACACUCCAAAUGACGAAUAUGACAUAUUUCUGCUGAAUCAUAUCCGAGUAUUUAAGUCACACACGUGCGCACUGAAAUCCGAAGAACUGUCAUGUCACUCUAAAUGUAAAGAUUAUUAAUGUCUGGAGUUUAAGUCACGCGGAAGAAGAUAGGCUUCUAUUAUGGCAACCUCUUUCCUGCUGAACAUGUAAAGCACAAUGCAGUAUAAUAGUAUCAUUUGAGCAUAUAUUCAACGGAGAAAGUCUUGCCUUCUUUAUGGAAAGGGCAAAAGCAGCGAACCAUAAAAUAAUGCAACCAAGUUUAAACACUUUACUACUUGGGCACUUUUAUGGACAUCAAGACAGAAAACCACAUUCUUUCAGUUGCAACACUUUAGCAUCAGAUCCAACACCCAAGGAGGAACUGACAGAUGCCUUGGACAUGUUGAAGAGGUAACUAGGUUUAUUAAAGUUGGGAAGGGCAUGGAAUCGCGGUUAUUGUUUAUGGAACUCAAGUCCCCAACAGCCUUACGGUGUAGUAAUAAGCAUAGAAGUCGAAAGAUGCUUGUCUAUUUGGUGUUACGGUGUACUAAUAAGCAUAGAAGUCGAAAGAUGAUUGUCCAUUUGGUCCAGCUUAUAAGCAGUUUGUAAGUUGAAAAAUAUGUGUAUUUUUUGAGUGAGAAGCAGUUUUUCAAGUCCAGCCAAAA
Molecule: messenger RNA, 4202 nt
Organism: Daucus carota subsp. sativus
Lineage: Eukaryota; Viridiplantae; Streptophyta; Magnoliopsida; Apiales; Apiaceae
Product: pentatricopeptide repeat-containing protein At1g62260, mitochondrial
Exons: 3
Coding region: 381-2315 (644 amino acids)
Molecular function (GO): protein binding
Source: RefSeq, a predicted model, not a curated record